This is a messenger RNA of Musa acuminata subsp. malaccensis (wild Malaysian banana), 3286 nucleotides long. RefSeq lists its product as uncharacterized. Gene Ontology annotation, cellular component: fibrillar center. Gene Ontology annotation, biological process: transcription by RNA polymerase I. Lineage: Eukaryota; Viridiplantae; Streptophyta; Magnoliopsida; Zingiberales; Musaceae. Gene Ontology annotation, molecular function: RNA polymerase I core promoter sequence-specific DNA binding. The record is from RefSeq and is a predicted model, not a curated record.
AUGGAGUUCUCCGACGAGUGGCGGUCCCUAUGGCCGGUCUCCUCCGUCUUCGCUGCUCCCAUCCUCCGCCCCUCGGCCGCCGCCGCCGCUGAUCCCGUCGGUCCGCUCCUCUUUUCCCCCUCUCCGCUCCCCCCUCUCCCUCUUCUCUCCUCCCCUUCUCUCGCCCUCGACAUCCCCGCCCCGCUCCCUGCCUCCUCCUUCGUCGAAGGCCUGCGCUCCUUCUUCCACUGCCCCGCCAACGAAGCCUUCCUCCCCUCUGCCGCCGUCGACGCCCUGGCCAUCGAAGCCGCGGUCUCCGUCCCUGGCCCGUCCGCCUCCGCCUCCGACCCCCUCCCCUGCAACAACCUCGCCGCCCUCCGCUGCCGCAACGGCUCUUCCAUGGUCCUUUUCUUUCCCACUGGCCCAAACGCCAACUUGAUCGGGUACGUCGGUCUCUCCUUCCGUGGGUUGGCGCCGCCGGAGCUAGGGCUCGAUCGGGACGGUGACGUAUUCAAGCUGAGGGAAGGGUAUAAACACCCAUAUCAUCGGAUAGUGAUGAUGUCGGCGGUGGCCGCGACCCAGUCUUCCUGGGCGCCGGAGGCGGCUUCGGCGUCCCCAGGCAAUCCCCUCAUCGAGGGGUUCUUGAUCGCCACCACUUUGUAUUCCGUGAAUUGGUUUAGCAUCGAGACCAGGGUUACAGGUACGGGUCAGGAGAGGCCGUUCUUGGUUCCGAUGGCGAAGCAGGGGUUUGAAAGCGCUGUGGUGCACGCUUGCUGGAGUCCACAUUUUGUCGAGGAGAGUGCCGCUUUGCUGGAAAGCGGUGACCUUUGCUGGUUUAAUCUGCAGACCAAGCGCGGGGGCACCAUGAGGGUUGCUUUGCCUGGUGAGGUCAAUCCCGGAGAAUGGUUGAGCUGCGAGUUUGGCGGGCAGCCAUGGACUGUGAUUGUUGCCUGUUCUAAAGCUGUUGUCUUGGUUGAUCUGAGAUCCACAAAAGGCACUGAACACAAGGUUUUGGCUCACAUCAAGAUGUCAAGUUCUCUAUAUGUUUCUCCUUUGAUAGAAAUGAACGAUCGGUUCAUUGCUUUUGGUAAGGCGAGCUACAAUGAUUUCCACAUUGCAUUGGUGACAGAACAUCGUUUGCUUCUGUUCGAUGUGAGGAAACCAUUGGCUCCUCUAUUGACAUGGAACCACAGAAUGGAUUCCCCACAUUUUAUUGCCAUGCUUAGAUUGUCGGAGUUGAGGCCAUCAAAUGAGUUCAAAUGGGCCUCGGAAUCUGGUUAUGUCAUCUUGAUCGGUUCCUUUUGGAAUAAUGAGUUCACUUUGUUUUGCUAUGGGCCUCGAAAGGCUGGAUGCUUAGGCAAUUCUUCACUUUUUGCCUGGGAGCUUCCUUCGAGUCUGCCUUUGUCUGAUAACAGAUGUGAAUCUGGUGACAGCUUUGUGAGAGAGAUUUUUUCAGCAGAGAACUCUGCAUAUGGUUCGGUGUGGCGACAAAGGGAAAAGAAGGUUGUGGGUCUGUGCAUUGUCCCAAAUGAUAUCUUCCCUGUUGAUUCAGAGUCGGGUGGUGGAUUUUCCCUAAUUAGACUUUCCUUGUCUGGAAAGUUGGAAAUGCAGAGAUACCAUGCAUCAUCAAAAUUAUAUUGUCAGGAGACAAACUUUACAGAAGCAGACCAAUUAAAGGAGGUCGAUGAUUCAGUUAUCAAUUCUGAGGGACAUGAAUGUAGAAUGUCCAGCAGAUGUGAAUUUUAUAGGCUGUGGUAUCUUUCUGAAUAUAUGAAUGGCAAUCUUUCCAAUGCUUUGGCCAUGCGUGGCCCCCAAGCUAAUUACAAAGAAACUUGCCAAAUUUCUUUGGGUCAUGAUAUGAAUGAACUUAUUAGCCACAUCCUGAAGUCUUCGAAUCUCUCUAUGUCAGCUUUUGCGAAUGAAGUUAGCAUCCCGACCAGCAUCUUUGAAGUCGCAUGCAGGAGGACACUAAAUUGUCUUCGAUCGGAUAUUUUGCCAUUGGCUUUUUCAAAAUACUCAGAUCUGUUCCGACUUGAUUGGGCCUCCACUUUUGAAUUCUUAGAAAUCCCUUGGUCAUUGUCUCAGAGAAGAUCAUUACCUUUCUUUGCUGGGAAACCUUCAAGAAGAAGCGAGAAAUGGUCGAGCAAAACAUUGUUUGGAGAUGCUCUUGUUGGUCCAGUACUUCCUGUUCCCGUUCUUCUUGCAUUGCAACAGAAUGAUAAAAAGGAUGGGUCUUUCACCUUCAAAGACAAUCCAGAUGAUGACUUACUGGAUUAUCAGUGCAGAACUGUUCUCAAAGAUGUUUUACCAGAAAUUUCUAUUGCAGACACUAGAAACUGCAAUGGAUGGGGUGCCACAGAUGAGCUGCAAGCUGAGAAAUCUUACUUUCUUUAUGAACCUACACAAGCACAUACUAGUUCUGCAAGCGAACGAACCAACAUUGAUGCUGCUUCCAAGGUAAAACAAGAACCAAUAGGGAUGCAACAAAUGAUGCAAGCCUGCUCUGCGUCUUAUAAAGAUGAAACUUUUACUACAUUUAUUUGUGGAGCUGCAGACAAAGCAUCCAAGCCAGAUUCUAAAACUGACCAAUUUGUGGAUGAAUUGUUUGAUAUAAGCCCAGUCAGGCUGGAUUUUGAUAUAACCCAAGUGGCACUUCAGCCAGCAGAGCAGAAAAUUUUCAAGUGUUUGAAGAAACAGUUCUCCAAAUGGCAGGAAAAUUAUAAGCCAUAUCGAGAUUUCUGUGCUUCCUCUAAAAUAUAAAAUGAGCUUCAUGGUAUCUUCAUGCAGUUUAGUUUGAUUGGUGGAUCUAAUGUGUAUUAGAUUUUGUCACUGUACAUUAUAGAAGUGGCUUCAAAAAUUUAAUUUGCUGAAGAGUGGUGCUUGACCUAGCAGAUGCUUGUAAUUGCUGUUGCAACAAUGGCCCAGCAUUUGCACUCUGAGGACUCUAUUCAAUCCCCUGGUGUGUUAUGCUGCACAAGCAACUCUGGGUUUUUGGUCACUCACCAGAUGCUGUGAACUCUGCAGCCCUCUUUACAAGGAAGAUGAAUCAAUCUGUUCGCAGAUAGCCACCCCUCUGCUAAUCCAUCAAUCUAACAUUUCUUGUACGAUCUUAACCCGAAAAUGAGACAUGAUCCAUUAAUUUUUUAUUCUUUAAAGUCCCAUUCCAUCAUAUUUUGUAUGGAGUAUCAAACAAGUAACAAUCUUGUAGCUAAUUAUUCUUCCAUGUAAUUUGAUUAUUGCUAGAUGGGAAACCAUUUGUAAGCUUUGUAUAUUACGUGAGUUCUGAUGCAAUUUGUUGGUUCCUGAA